AUGAGCCAGAACAGGAACCCCGACGCAGUCAGCGACUCGCGCCAGUUUCAAGGCCACGUUGCUCCUAGCGAGCCUCUCAUGAAAGGUGGUCACCAAAUCGGCAAACUCGUGGGCAACGACGCCGUUCCCGAAUUUCACGCUCAAACCCUCCCUGCGGGCUCAGCCCCAGCCGACAAAACCUACACUCCAAACCCAGACCUCAACAACCAAAAGAUGUACCAGCAAGCUUCCGACACGCUGCAAGGCGCCACAUCCGCCGACGUGCACACUGGCCUCGGCCACCCAGGCCAGGGCCAGACGUCCAAGGAGCUGCGUGAUGGAUCGAGUGUUGGACAGGGCCUUGCUGGACUGGCGUCCGGCGUCAAGGAUCAGCAGACUGGUGGGGAUAUUGCGACGCUGAAGGAUGAUCCGAAGCACGCUGCUCAGAGGAAUCUGGGCGAUGUGCCGACGGGGCAGAGGGGUAAUGUGGGUGGGCCUCCUGCUGAGGAGAGGGAACCUGCUCAGGCUUAG
Molecule: messenger RNA, 510 nt
Organism: Bipolaris victoriae FI3
Lineage: Eukaryota; Fungi; Ascomycota; Dothideomycetes; Pleosporales; Pleosporaceae
Exons: 2
Coding region: 1-510 (169 amino acids)
Source: RefSeq, a predicted model, not a curated record